Messenger RNA from Cercospora beticola, 1479 nucleotides. RefSeq lists its product as uncharacterized. Lineage: Eukaryota; Fungi; Ascomycota; Dothideomycetes; Mycosphaerellales; Mycosphaerellaceae. The record is from RefSeq and is a predicted model, not a curated record.
GACUCGCGCUGCACUUGCUCACUUCAAACAGCACUUUCCGACUGCGCAGCAUUUGACUUCAUCUACCACCUUUUCUGGCACCUGCUGCCUCGCAACUACCUCAACAUGGCCAAAGUCAAACCUACCUUCACGUCCUUGCCAGAGGACAUCCUGGUCAUGCUUCCAAAUUAUUUACGCAACAUCGAGGACUACACCAACUUGUCUUCAACAUGUCGCAAAUUGCGCUCAUGCAUGGCAACAGCACUUCCAAACACCAUUCUCCGCCUCGCUGCAGCGCAAAGCACUACCUUCUUCCGUCCUUCGCCACAUUUCCUCGUCAUGGCGACGGCUCGCGAGUUAGGGAACUGGGCUCGUCAGUCCGAUGACAACGAGGCAUCUUUCGUGUCUCACUGUCAACUGCAAGGCAUUGACGGCAUGCUCGAACUGGCUCUGACUCACUGCGGCCUGACAGUCCAGCGCAUCCGCGAGCUCCACGAAAUGCGCAUGUCCAUCAUCAACCCAGUCACGGACAUCAUUGAUAAGUGUGUGGGAAAGCAAUGGUACAGCAAUCCAGGGUUCUGGGAUGGAGGCGUCAGCGAUGCCUAUACGAUCUACUCGGAGCCAGCCAUCAAUUUCUUCCACCUGGCCAUCUACGGAGAACUGUUUGCUCCAGAAUUUGAUCCCGCCUUAACUGGUGCACCUGGAAGGCGAUUGAGCGUGGACACAAGAUUGACGUUCGUGCGAUACUGCAUCCCAGAGCCUUCCGCGGGCAACGGUUCAAACACUGGUCCUUACGCAAAAGAUGAGAAGGGAAGCUUCCUCAACAUGCCAAGCCAGAACAAUCUUGCAGUCACCUGGACGAUCAACUCUUCACGCUGGCGUCCACACUGGAAGAAGUUCCGCACGGAAGUUGCGGGUUGCGAGGAAUUCAAGGACAACUUCGAUGAUGGGUGGUGGUACGUUCCCAACCUGGGCGCAGACGAGGAAGGCGGGGUUGAUGCCCACUGGAGACAGAGAAUGUAUGAGAACAUUCUGAUCUGCCAAGGACUGGAAGGUAUGGGGAUGAUUCGGCCUGGUUUGCAAGACGCUUGGGUCGAGAAGUGCAAAGAGUGGAGGAGGCAGAUUGCGGAGCUGAAGGAGGAGCCGGUCAUGGUGCACUAUGGGCGACAGGCGACGCAGGAGUAUCCAUUCCUGCUGGGUGACUUGAGGAUUUGCAUGAAAGGAUACGUUCCGGGAACUGAUUGAGUGAGUGGCAAUGGCGGGGACGUACGAACAGGCAGAGACAGGAGUACGAAUGCGGUACAGUGUAUCACUCAGAAGAUCACCAGUGCUCGAUGGAGAAGUCAGCAAAGGGACACGGCGCGACAGAGGCGAUGGCGUUGGUUCUUGGGCACAUCCCCAAUCCUUCCACACAGAAUCGCAGGACCUCAGAGCCACUGAAGCGGCGAUGCAGUGAGGGUUCCAUGAAACUUCACCAGUUCUCCAUAGUAGAAAUUACGG